Molecule: messenger RNA, 747 nt
Organism: Hirsutella rhossiliensis
Lineage: Eukaryota; Fungi; Ascomycota; Sordariomycetes; Hypocreales; Ophiocordycipitaceae
Product: haloacid dehalogenase-like hydrolase domain-containing protein
Exons: 2
Coding region: 1-747 (248 amino acids)
Source: RefSeq, a predicted model, not a curated record
AUGCCUCAAAUCAACACCCUCCUCUUCGACUGCGACAACACCCUCGUCCUCUCCGAGGAGCUCGCAUUCGAGGCCUGCGCCGACCUCAUCAACAAGAUCUGCAAGGAGCGCGGCCUCCAAAUCACCUUCACCGGCGAGACGCUCAUCAAGGAGUUUGUUGGCCAAAACUUCCGCGGCAUGCUCACCACGCUGCAGAAGCAGCAUGGCAUCCAGAUUAGCCCCGACGACAUGGAAAAGUAUGUCAGCAUGGAGGAGGACGCCGUCAUCGCAAAGCUCAAGGCCGCGCUGCGCCCCUGUCCCGGCGUCGACGAGCAGCUCGAGAAGCUGGCCGCCUCCAACAAGUACUGCCUUGCCGUCGUCUCCUCGUCGGCCCUGCGCCGCGUCAAGGCCUCCGUCGACAAGGUCGGCCAGGACAAGUACUUCAAGAGUGACAAGGGCGACAAGAUCUACUCGGCCGCCACCAGCCUCGACAAACCCACCAGCAAGCCCGACCCGGCCAUCUACCUCCACGCCCUCAAGGACCUGGGCAAAAAGGCCGACGAGAGCGUCGCCAUUGAGGACAGCAAGAGCGGCACCCUCAGCGGCACCCGCGCCGGCAUCAAGGUCAUUGGCUACGUCGGCCCCUACUCCCCGGACUUGAGGCCCGAGAUGGAAAAGGUGCUCACGGACGCCGGCGCCGUCGUCAUCAUGCGCGACUGGUCCGAGUUCCCAGCCUGCCUGCAAAAGAUUGAGGCCGGCGAGGUCUAG